GUCCGCGUGUUGGCGGGAGGGGCUCGCCUCGGCUCUGAGCGCCGUGCUGCCCCUCGGGGAGUCGGCUGCGGCCUUCGCAGAGCAGCGGCCCAGGUGCCGGCGGUUCCUGACGUGCAAUCUCUGCCCCCCCUCAUCUCUGCAUCCCCCGGGGGCUGUUCGUGUGGGACCUGGGAGUUAUCUGUGGGGCUGGAGCCAGAGUGGGUGACUUGUCCCUUCUCCCCUCCGGGGUGCCAUGGGGAGCUGGCAGUCUGCUUCCGUCCCUGCGCUGAUACCGAAAAGUCGGCAAAAAAGACUCCUUAACGCUGUUUUGAAAGUGGUUAUUGCAGCGUGCCGGACGCUCGGAGGAUGUUCCUCUAAUCGAGCAUAGAAAUGGCAGAAGAAAGCAUGUUUCGGAAUCUCCUGGAAAUCCUGAUGAGCACUUCAAGUGAAAUUGAGCAGGUCUACAAGGACUCCUGUGGAUCGGUAGAUCUACACACCUGCCUGUUGCUCGUAGCAGAGUGUUUCAGAUGUCUGAGGAAUGCCUGUGUUGAGUGUGCCAAGAAUCAAAAUGUCAUGAGGAACUUGGGUCUCAUCUCAACUUCUGUCCAUUUGAUCAAAUUGCUUCAUGGAAUACAAAUCAAAGAGGAGUUGUUAUUGACUGCUCUUCGUUGUAGCCUCCAGUUUCUUGGAAACGUUGCUGCAGGAAACGGAGAUUCCCAGAAUAGCAUUUGGAAGUGUGCUUUCCCAGAUCUCUUCUUGACGUGCCUGACAUACGAUGAUCAGAAAAUUGUUACCUAUUGUUGUAUGGUCCUGUUCAACUGCCUUAAUUCAGAGAAAGUGAGAGAACUCCUGGAUCUGGGGAACUUGACUGUGACUCUCCAUGUCCUGAAAGUCUACAAAGAGCAGUUGGAGACUGAGUGGUCGUUCUUGAUUGUAACAGACCAUUUGCUGAAAUGUCCAGAGUUGGUAGAAGCCCUCUAUGCCAAACUGAGCAAUCAAGAAAGAGUUACUUUGUUAGAGUUGAUGAUGGCCAAAGUAAGUGAGAAGAAUCCAGUUACCAGUGAAGAAAUGAAUGUGUUCAUGAGACAUGCCAACUUCCUUGCAGGCUGUUUCCAAGAGAAAUGUGAAGCUGUGCUCAAGUUAACUUCAGCAGCAGAUGCAGAAGACGAGGAAGCACUGGUUACCAUUCGUCUUCUCGAUGUUCUUUGUGAAAUGACAUCAAACAACAGACAGCUGGAACAUCUACAGGCUUUGCCUGGUUUGCUGGAAACAGCCAUAGAUACCUUGAGAUUAACUCAUCUCGCUGGGAAACAGGCUGUAAAUAUUUUCACUGCCACACAUGUUAUGACAGGGCUGGAAGAAAUUUCACAUCCCGCUGUGGGUUUUAAAUCUCAUCUCAUUCGUUUGAUUGGAAAUUUGUGUUACAAAAAUAAGGAAAACCAAGACAAGGUUUAUGAGUUAGAUGGCAUCCCCUUGAUCCUGGACAACUGCAGCAUUGAUGACAACAAUCCUUUUGUGAACCAGUGGGCAGUAUAUGCUAUCCGAAAUCUCACUGAACAGAAUGAGAGAAACCAAGAGCUUAUUGCGCAGAUGGAGGAGAAGGGGCUGGCAGACAAUUCUGCCCUUGAGAGUAUGGGUUUAGAGAUAGAGAAACGAGAUGACAAGUUAAUUCUGAGAUCUGUCAGGAAAAAGCCCUCGUGAACAAAAACUGAAGAAGAGUCAAACCAUUAAAAGAGGAUUUCUCUUUUAAAAUAGUUUUCCUUGCUCGGGCAAUCAAGAUUUCUUCAGUUUUAGUUCCAGUCUGCUGGAAGUGUUAUGUUCAUUCUCAGAAAAACCACCAAAUGAUACCUUCUGCCUCACUAUUGUAAACAAAAGAACACCCACACAUUUUCUAAAUACCUAGGUAAAUUAACCUAUGGAAGAAGAUCCUUCUUUUUAGAUGGUUGAAAUUUCACUGCUUUCUUGUUUCUUUAGUAGAAAGAUGUCAUGUGUACAGUAUUGAGUUGUUAUAAUUUCCAUUGCUGAACCUGGAGAUAACUAUCAUUAAAAACUCAGCAAAGAAAUAACUGCUUUGCAGUCUGCCUUCUCUGUUUAAAAGAUCUAUGCUGAGUCAGGGCUCAACAAUGAAAGUGACUCAUUUUCAGUCAUGGUGCUUAAAUAUCUCCACUUAUAUAAGGAUCAGUGGAACAGUUGAUGUACAUAAAUAUUUAAUGAAUUAAACACAACGUGCCUUCUGUGUGUUUAAAUUAUUAGUAAAUUGUCUUUUCUACCUUGUUACCUUUCAGUCCUCAUGACAAGUAUAUUAAAAACAAAGCUGAGGCUGUUGUGGCAACAGAUGCUACAUUCCUUUGCACUGGGGCAUGUCUCUGUUUUGGAGACUUCGGUGUUUGUUUGAAUUUUAUUUGUUCCUUUGGAUGGUAAGUCAGCCCACUUUCCUUUUAUUUUGCACUUCUCAUGGGUUUUCUGAACUCUGGCAGACUGCUGAAGAGGUAGUUUCUCACUGUGAUUAAUUCUAGCAGUUUCUUUUCACCCCUCUGCCUUUCCAAAACAUUGACAAAACUCAUUUCCAGUUAAUUAAUUCAAGAGAGGCAGAAGAAUGGAAGGCCCUGCCUCUUCAUUUUGGGUACCCUCCUAUAUUGUUGUUGGACCCUGCCACUCUGGAAUGUGGCAUGAAUGAGAUGGAGGGAGAAGGGGGGUGAAGAAAGGGCGGGGGGGCACGGUUAACUCUGUGUGUGCCAUAGCUUUGCCCUGGUAGCUAAGAACUGCAAUAUCCAUAAGCAAACCAGGAGUUACAGCUUAACAUUCCUAACACUUGUGAAUCAUUGCUGUUGUUUGUUUAUCUUCAGUUGUGUGUAACAGGAAGGUCCCAGCAAAGUUAAAUUGUUCAUGUUGUUGUCAUCAGUUAAUCCCAUUCUUAAAUGGAAAGGUAAGUUUAUGUCCUAAAACUACAUAUACAUGUAACAGAUAUUCAGCCAUGUGCAUCAGCUUUUGCUCCUCCAAUUUGUUUUUUUAUUUAAAAAUGAAAAAAAGCCCCAUGUGGUACUUUGAACUAAGAAAUAUAGAGUAAUAUUUAAAACUAGUGGUGAGUAUAGCCAAACUACUAAGAUCUUUCCAAAUUAACCGUAAGAUUUCAGUGUCUACCAUGCUGACCAGGUGGGAAUAUGGAAUUGACCGAGUGGGAUUUUAGUCACCUGUUGUUUUAAAAGGCAAUGAUAUAAAACCGCUCUCUUUAGUCAUUUAAGUAAAGGAUGUAUAUAAAGGGAUAAUGGCAAUGGGAACAAAGACUGUAACUUUUGGUGCUUUUAGUGACUUCUUACCUUAAAAACAAAUGUGGGAGAAAAGUGUCCUUUGCUUUAGUAAAGAAUAAACAUGAAUGUAAGUGAA
Molecule: messenger RNA, 3363 nt
Organism: Columba livia (rock pigeon)
Lineage: Eukaryota; Metazoa; Chordata; Aves; Columbiformes; Columbidae
Gene: ATXN10
Product: ataxin 10
Exons: 11
Coding region: 370-1680 (436 amino acids)
Biological process (GO): neuron projection development
Cellular component (GO): cytosol
Source: RefSeq, a predicted model, not a curated record